Molecule: messenger RNA, 1170 nt
Organism: Candida dubliniensis CD36
Lineage: Eukaryota; Fungi; Ascomycota; Pichiomycetes; Serinales; Debaryomycetaceae
Gene: SEN2
Product: tRNA splicing endonuclease subunit
Exons: 1
Coding region: 1-1170 (389 amino acids)
Biological process (GO): tRNA splicing, via endonucleolytic cleavage and ligation; tRNA-type intron splice site recognition and cleavage
Cellular component (GO): tRNA-intron endonuclease complex
Molecular function (GO): nucleic acid binding; tRNA-intron lyase activity
Source: RefSeq, a predicted model, not a curated record
AUGGGUAAAAAAAAUAACAAACUUUUAAAUAAAAUAUAUAGUCAACCAUUACCAAUUACGUUAACUUCUAGCAAGUAUAAUGUUUCACUACCCAACUUGUAUCCCCAUAAUCCAAUUUCAUGGAUUUGGUAUAUGAUAAGGUAUUGUCAAAUAAAUAUAGUUUAUCAAGUACCAGAAUUAGACAAUCCACCUCUCUCUGUGAUUUACGAGAAUCAAAUUUUCAAAGUCAUUGAUCCCGAAUCCAUGCUCAAAUUAUGGAGACAAGGUUUCUUUGGGAAGGGAAUAUUAUCCAGAUCUGAACCAACAUGGGAGAAACGUACAAUCACCAGGUUGAAUUUAGAUAAAGCCAAUAGUGGUAAAGAUUUGGCAAUGGAAGACAUUACUAAAAAGAGACGUGAAGAGCGAAAGUUUUUCAAAUUGGAGCGUGCUAGAUUUCAAGAAUUAGAAUUGAAGAAAAGACAGGGUAUAAUUACUGAGAAGGAGGUGGAUGAAAUGAACAAGUUAGAAUCUCAAUUGACUGAAUUACGGAAAACUCAAGUUAGAUUUGAUAAACUGGAAAAUGGUGAGGUAAAUGAAGUUCAUAUCAGAGACGAGGAUGAGGACAUAAUAACUGAAAAUGGGGAAUUGUUGCCCUUGGAGUUUUUACAAUUGCAAGAAGUUGAAGCAUUCUUUUUAAAGUUUGCUUUGCAAAGAGUUGAUAUCGUUAAUGUUGAUUCACUUUUAGAUUUAUUCUAUAAAUGCUGUUCACACCAUAGCUUUUCGGCCAUUCCUACUUCAAAUAACCAAUUCGUUAUUGAAUACAUUGCAUAUCAUUAUUUCCGAACUAAUGGUUGGUGUGUUCGGUCAGGUAUCAAAUUUGGUACAGACUUCUUACUAUACAAGCGUGGUCCUCCGUUUACACAUGCAGAAUUUUGUGUUUUGGUCAUGACAAAGGAUUCUAAAUACGAUUGGUUCCAGAUUGCUGCUAAAGCCAGAGUCAUAGGAAGUGUGAAAAAAACAUUUGUUCUAUGCUAUAUAGAUUAUCCAACUCAAGAAGAAUUUGAUCAUAUAUUGCAGAAACAGCAUGAAAAAGAUAUUGACCAUGGUUUAUUGUUGAAAGAAUUACUAAACAAAUACAAAAUUUCGGAAGUAAUUUAUAAACGUUGGAAUCCUAGCCGGACUAGAGAUUGA